CUCAGAUUUUGCUGCUCCGCUUCACUCCACUCCCUCUCAGCAGCAUUCACAGGAGACCGUCCCAGCCUACCAGCGGUAUAACGGGUACGAGUUGGUCCAACACUUGUAAACUCCUCUCAUAACUCGUUUUACACGCACACCAUGGCAGAGCAGGAACCUACACCAGAGCAGCUGGCAGCGAUUGCAGCAGCCAACGAAGAGAACGAAGGCCACGUCAACUACAAACCUCCCGCCCAGAAGAGCCUACAGGAGAUCCAGGAGCUGGACAAAGACGAUGAGAGUCUGCGCAAGUACAAGGAAGCACUGCUGGGCGGCGCUGCUGCUGUUGUGGUUGCUGAUCCCACCGCCCCAAACGUCGAGGUGACGCGAAUGACCCUGUUGUGCGAGACGGCCCCAAUCCCCUUGGUCCUUGACCUGACGGGAGACUUGGAGAACUUCAAGAAGAACCCCUUUGUGCUGAAGGAAGGAGUCGAAUACAGAAUAAAGAUCAACUUCAAGGUCAACAAGGACAUUGUGUCAGGCCUGAAGUACACUCAGCAGACAUUCAGGAAAGGAGUAAAGGUCGACAAGUCAGACUACAUGGUGGGCAGCUAUGGGCCAAGACCGAACGAGGAAUACGAGUUCCUGACCACCCUGGAGGAGGCACCCAAAGGGAUGCUGGCUCGCGGCACCUACAACAUCAAGUCCAAGUUCACCGAUGACGACAAACACGACCAUCUCUCCUGGGAGUGGAGCCUCACUAUCAAGAAAGACUGGAAAGAUUGAUUCCUCCUCGCCAUCAACGUCUUCCUCUGCUUUGUCCCUCUUCCCUUUUCUUGCUUUCAUUCCAUUAUUUCUGUCCUGAUCCAUCUCUGGAUUAUGUGUUGAUUUAAGCUUCUGCUCUCUCCGUCCAUUGACACUCGCUCUUACAGUUCCCCGUUCUCGUUCUAAAUUCUUAAAUCUAAAUCACUUCAUCAUUCCUCUCAUUAACCCUUCAUUUGUUUGCACCCGCCCUUCUGUUAAGUAUUAAAUCUUUGAAAUGGAGAAAGCAAACAUUGUGCACAAUCCAGAUUUUGCGAUUAUGGUUUGUUUAUAAAAGAAAAAUAAGUAAAAAAAAAAAAAACUGUUGUCUGCUCAAAACUGCUCUUAAAAACUGAACUGUAUGAUUCCCUCUGCUCCUUUUCUGCUUUCUUCCCCCUUUUUCACUCUUUCUUAUUAGAUUCUUUUAUAUGAUUACCAUGAUCUGCCUUUGAAAGCAUUGUACAGGAAGCAGUAGUGCUGUAUGUAUGUGGCCACUCGCGGUCAUAGAGCAAUCAUUGCUGGACACAACUCUUGGACGCAGCCCUCCUUAAGCCUUCGUGCAGAUUAUUUGUACCAGGGUCUCUGUAAAUUAUUUGGAAUUCAGGCCACCUCCUUUUCAAAUGGUUUAGCGCCCCACAAAGUCUGCUGAGAGAAUGAGGGGGGGAAAGAAUUACCUCUAAACCCGUAUGACCCCCCCCCACACACACACACACACACACACACACUUUAGGUGUGGCUGUUCCUCUCCUAAUCAGGGUAUUUUGGCAGUGUAUUUAGCAGCCAUGUGGCCUUAACAAGAACCCUUGGGAAGAAAUAGACAACCCAGUUGAGCCAUUUGCCUUCACAUUAUAUUUGCCAGACCAUCAUGUGAGCCUGUUUUAACAAUACUUGUAAUAGGACAGGGCAUCAGGACUACGGACUUUUAACAACUUUAUUUCAGGUUUGAUGAUUUGUGUAAAAAAAGAAAAAAAAAAAGAAAACAUUACAUGUUGUUGGAUCGUAUUAUCUCUAUUUCAUUGCAGUACUUGUAGUUUUCUAAAUAUCAGUAAAAUUAGGUUAUUUUAGAUCAUUUACAACUGUGAAUAUGAGUCCAGGUCGUACUAACAGCUUUUUGUCAGCCAGCGUCCUCUAGUCCCUGAGGCCAUAUUUCCAGUGUGUCCGAGGCGUUCCCUUAGUUCCCUCACGAAUCGAAACGCGCUCGCCUCGUUAUCACGUUAAGUUUAAAAAUUACCAAUGCUGACUGUGCCUCCAGUCUCUUACAACCACAUGCUGCUCCUGCUGAUCAGUGAGGUGAAACGUUGUCUGUAAUUGACUUUAAACCAGUACAGAGACAUCAGUCCCCAACCAGACAUCGAUGGGUAAGACAUCCUGCCAUUGAAAAGUGUUUUCUUUUUUUUUAUACACUCCAUAAGUAUGUGGAUGAAGUCUGUUCUCCGCAGCUUCAUUCAGCUGUCAUGUGUCAUGGACUGAUGUUUCUCUCUGUGGGUUGGGUUUGACUCAAUGUGUGCUACUUGUAUUACCUACAGUUUACUGAUCUCCUGUGUUCACAUUAAAGUGUUCAGACUGGG
This is a messenger RNA of Morone saxatilis (striped sea-bass), 2348 nucleotides long. It is a transcript of the gene arhgdia, whose product is annotated as Rho GDP dissociation inhibitor (GDI) alpha. Gene Ontology annotation, cellular component: membrane; cytosol; cytoplasm. Gene Ontology annotation, molecular function: protein binding; Rho GDP-dissociation inhibitor activity. The transcript has 6 exons. NCBI's taxonomy places the organism in Eukaryota, Metazoa, Chordata, Actinopteri, Moronidae. Bases 142 to 765 code for a protein of 207 amino acids. Gene Ontology annotation, biological process: Rho protein signal transduction. The record is from RefSeq and is a predicted model, not a curated record.